This is a messenger RNA of Nothoprocta perdicaria, 1173 nucleotides long. It is a transcript of the gene CUNH12orf73, whose product is annotated as chromosome unknown C12orf73 homolog. Gene Ontology annotation, cellular component: mitochondrion. The coding region runs from base 29 to 232 and encodes 67 amino acids. Lineage: Eukaryota; Metazoa; Chordata; Aves; Tinamiformes; Tinamidae. The record is from RefSeq and is a predicted model, not a curated record. The transcript is spliced from 2 exons. Gene Ontology annotation, biological process: mitochondrial respiratory chain complex III assembly.
UCGCCGCCUGCUCUGGUGCUGGGCGGCCAUGCCCGCCGGCGUGUCCUGGCCCACCUACCUGCGCACGCUGGGCGCCAGCCUGCUCGCCAUGUUCGCGGGCGCCGAGCUCGUGCACAGAUACUACAGGCCGGACCUCACUAUACCUGAAAUACCUCCUAAACCUGGAGAACUGAGAACAGAACUCCUGGGUCUGAAAGAAAGAUCAAGCCAAGUUCAAACAUCACAGCAUUGAUCACAAUUUAAGUUAUGAAGACAAACUGGUAAAAUUAUGUAUUUGUUUCAUCUGCAAAAUGAAUUUAACAGUUCUUCAGUAAGAUUUUACAGGACUUUGCAGUCUUUACUAGAAACCUGCCUGUGAAAUACUGUGUUCCCUGAGUAGCAUUUUUCUGUCUCUCUAAAACUAGAAUUACAGGAAAUUUAAAACUAAAUGUAUUAAGAAUAGCGUUGUUGAGUCCAAUGAGUUGUGCACCAUGCUUCUGACUUUGACUGCAAGGUAUCUUUCUGAACCAAAAAAAAAAAAAAAAAUGUAAAUUCACAUUGGCUGUGUCUGAUAUACGUUUUGAAUUGAGCUGUUUAAGAUGUGUAGAAAGCUCAGCACAUUGAAGUCGAUCUUUUAUGGAUCCUCUUCAGCCUUAACAAGGUCACCCAUUUUGCUGUAGCAGAAGCCUGUUUGUCUCACAAAAAGGGUGUUUGUCUCACCCUUUUUAAAACAUUAAAUCUUUUCUGUUAGAUUCAAGACCGAAUCUAAUGUGGAAAGUUAUUGCAUAUGAGAGCAGGGGUGGACUGCAAUCCCCCUCCCAACCAGCCGCACCAUAGGAUGAUUUCAGCAGCAAAGGCACCUUCCUCAGCGCCCGGAUAACCACACUGGGCAAACAACCCCAGCACCUUGCUCCUGGGAGCAGCAGACAGCUCGUCCAGGGCUGGUGCAUUUUGUCAGCAAGCUGACCAAAAACCUUGCACGGUUGCAGUGUUGUUCUUGUUUAUAGCCAACACUUGUGGCACUCCAGCACACAGCUCAGCUGCAUGUAACAGCCACGGUGGAGGAAGAGGAAGAAGCAUGAACCACGACCCUCAACGUGUGCUCUUUUAUUAGGUCUGAAAUCCAGGCAGACAUGGCAUCCUGAAACCAACCAAGGCAGUGAGAGCUUUAACUGURGAACAGAACAAAGGUUG